AUGGACACUGCAACCACAACCGCUCGGCCGGAAAAGGCCCACGCCUCGAAAUGGAGAUAUUGGGCUGAUAGGCUCGCCGUGGAGGAGUCUGAACCCGGUCUGACCAGCACGCAGCUCAUGCUGACAAAUUAUGACCUCAAACCUUUGAGCAGUGUUGAGCCCGAGAGACGGCAGUGGGGACCCUGGAAUUUUGUGGGCUUUUGGGUUGCCGAUUGCUUCAAUGUCAACACAUGGAUGAUUUCCUCGUCCAUGGUCGUGGGCGGCCUUUCAUGGUGGCAGUCCUGGCUAUGCGUUUGGAUUGGCUAUGCCAUCGCCGGUGCCUUUAUCACCAUGACUGGUCGCAUCGGAGCCGUCUACCACAUUGGAUUCCCCGUCGUCAGCAGAUCGUCCUUUGGUAUUUGGGGUAGCUUGUGGCCUGUUUUCAACAGAGCUGCUAUGGCUUGCAUUUGGUAUGGUGUUCAAGCUUACAUUGGAGGCCACUGUGUUUAUCUCAUGAUCCGCUCGAUCUGGAAGUCUUGGGAUCGCAACACCAUUAACCCAGAGGGCUUCUCUGCGGACUCUGGCACAUCCACGGCAGACUACGUCUCGUUUGUCAUCUUUUGGCUCUGCUCUCUGCCUGCCAUCUGGUUCCCUGUGCACAAGAUCCGCCAUCUGUUCACGGUCAAGUCAUACGUGGCUCCGUGCGCCGGUAUCGCGUUCUUGAUCUGGGCCGUCGUCCGUGCCGGAGGAGUUGGCCCUAUCGUCAACCAGCCUUCGAAGCUCCAGGGUGGCGAUUUGGCUUGGGAGUUUGUCAAGGGCGUCAUGUCUUCCAUCGCUAACUUUGCCGCACUAAUCAUCAACGACCCCGACUUCUCUCGUUUUGCCGGCAAGCCUAGAGAUGCGCUGUGGUCUCAGCUCUUCACGAUCCCCGCUGGCUUCGCCUUCACCUCGUUUAUCGGCAUCAUCGUCUCUUCCUCGUCAGCAGUGAUUUACAACUUGGAAGACCCGAUCUGGGAUCCCUUGGAACUCCUCGAGAGAUUCAUCGAUGACGGUGGAUCUGCCCAACGAUUCGGAGUCUUCAUGAUCUCGCUUUCAUUUGCGCUGGCCCAGCUUGGUACGAACAUUGCAGCGAACUCGGUUUCCGCCGGCACAGACAUGACGGCUCUCCUCCCUCGAUACCUGAAUAUCCGCCGCGGUGGAUACAUCUGCGCCGCAGUCGGUCUGGCCAUGUGCCCGUACACGCUGCUUACCGACUCGAACCAGUUCACAACGUACCUCUCGGCAUACAGCGUGUUCCUCAGCUCCAUCGGCGGUGUCACCUGCUGCGAUUACUACCUCGUCCGAAAGGGAUACUUGGAGGUCAAGGAGCUUUACGACGGGCGCAAGUCUGGGCCGUACUACUUCACGUACGGCUUCCACUGGCGCGCUUAUGCGGCCUACGUUGCGGGAAUUCUCAUCAACGUUGUGGGAUUCGCCGGCGCCGUCGGCCGCGAGGUUCCAAUUGGUGCUACGUACAUCUACAACGUCAACUAUUUCGCCGGCUUCAUCAUUGCCGGCGGCGUUUACUGGAUUCUCUGCAAGAUCUCUCCUAUUCCUGCAACCAGCGACAGGUGGAUGGAAGUGGGUGACGAGAUUGACGAUAUGCGUGUUGCAUACAACAACAACAGCCAGGAUUUCGACGAGGAAGCCGUGACUGGCUCCUCCAAGGGCGUUGAUGGUUCCAAGGUUAAAUGA
Molecule: messenger RNA, 1713 nt
Organism: Colletotrichum truncatum
Lineage: Eukaryota; Fungi; Ascomycota; Sordariomycetes; Glomerellales; Glomerellaceae
Product: uridine permease
Biological process (GO): transmembrane transport; nucleobase transport
Cellular component (GO): plasma membrane
Molecular function (GO): nucleobase transmembrane transporter activity
Source: RefSeq, a predicted model, not a curated record